This is a messenger RNA of Musca vetustissima, 1809 nucleotides long. RefSeq lists its product as uncharacterized. Lineage: Eukaryota; Metazoa; Arthropoda; Insecta; Diptera; Muscidae. The record is from RefSeq and is a predicted model, not a curated record. The transcript has 2 exons. Bases 1 to 1809 code for a protein of 602 amino acids.
AUGAGCAGCAAUAACAACAGAAAAGAAAAUGUUUGGGAUCGUCUAAGCAGAGUACGAAAAUCGACGAGUUCGGAAAACCUCACCAGAUCUAGAACGAAUUUGAGGUCAAAGCCAUCACAACGUUUUCAGCUAAUGAAACAAAUGGCAGCAAAUCAUCAUGAGCAGCAACAACAACAAAUUUUAUAUCAACAAAAAAUGCAACAUCAACCUCCAAAGCAACAAUCAAUGGCCCAAAAAGAAAGUCAUCGGCGGCCCUUAACCCCUAACUCAAAUCGAAGUGGUCCUGGUGUUUCACGUGCAGCCAAAUGUCGUCUACCCAAACCUAUUGUAAUGCCUCAGAUGGAUAAUCGGGGAUAUUUCUUCAAUAAUAAACCCACAAAAAUGCUUAAAGAACUUAUGAAUGCACGAAGCUUAAUCAAUUCCAAAUCAUCUAUGGCAAUGGAUGAGAAUCGAACAGGUGCGGGACACAGUAGUAUAUCAAUUCCUAGAAAAUGGUCAACAAAUUUAUUGACACCACCAAGCUACACAAAAUUAUCUCGGGAAAAACAAGAUUAUGAAACCGAGGAGGAAGAGCUGGGUGAAGAGGAGGAAUAUAAAUUGGCACCCCUAAUGUCUUCAAGAUCACAUUUCAAUUUGGAAACGAGUAGCCGCCAUAUCUUUAGGCAUUUCAAUGAAGUUCUACAGGAACGAGGCAGAGGUGAUAUGUCACCAGAAGAGUUGGAAUUAGUGAAAAAUGUCCUCAAAUCUGAUGAACGUUAUCGUUGUGUAGAUAAAAAUAAUCCGGAACUAUUUAAGGAUAUUCUCAAGGACCAACUAAAGGAUAUUCUUAAACAUGAACAUGUUGUCAAACAGGCUUUACAUAAAUUGGAAUCUAAAGAAAGUCUUUAUCCAGACGUACACAAUAAAGAACAUUUGGAAGAGUCCCAGAUUUGCACACCUUGUCCGGAGGAGCCAAAGAAAUUGGAAGUAGAUGUGGUGUUUAAAAAUGUACCCUCUCUCGAAAGAGAAAUAUUAAUUCUACGAGCAUUGGGUGAGAAAUUGGAAUCAACAUUAAAUAGAACCAAUUCACAACGAAAUAUUGUCAAAUAUCAAGACAUCAAGGACACUGAGAACAGAAUAAAAGAAAAUCUGAAUUCAAAUAUUCCACCAAUAAUAUUGCAAAUAAAACCCUAUGGUUAUGUGAGAGGUCCCGAGCACAAUGCCUCAAUUGUAUUGGCCCCACUAGGCAUCAGGCUUAUUAUUGGUAUUGCAAUGGAAUUUUAUAUUGCUCAAAAAUCUAUUGUAGAAAUGAAGAACGAUGCCAAUCAAUCAUUCUUUAUGCCACUGGAUUCCAAAAAUCCCGAAAUGAAAAAGACCUCAUUUAUGAAACUCAAAGAAAAUCCAAAUAUUUUCAUAAAAUACAUUAAAUCAAAAGAUCCGGCAGUUUCAUUCAACCUACUGGAUCAUGAUCCAAUCUUCUUUAAUAAUAUUCUGAAGAAUAACAAAACAACAAGUGAUAUAACAAUCGAUAAAGAUCAGGAGGAAAUCAGUAAUGCAGAACUCCAAGAUUCAUUUACAACUUUUACUCCAGGCGAAAAAUUAAAUGAAGGAAAUGAAAAAAUUCUCGAAGUAGUUAACCUCCAGCAGCGACCUCUCAUGAGAGUUAGACAACGUCGCCGCAUUCGAAAAUCUGUUACCCCUCUGCUUGUAGACAAGCCCGAUCCGAAUCCAAAAAACCAUCUCUUGAAAACCAUUUUGGUUGGCGUAGUACAAAUCUCCUGUUUUAUGCUACUUAUUAUGGCCUUUACCCUACCCGAUGCCAAAUGUUGA